CCUUUUUCUCAUUCCCAAACUCGACACUCUCCAUUAGUCAUUGCAAACAAACUCUGAAAGAGGAAACGCCAUGUCUCUGCAAAUGCAAGAAGAAGAUUUCGGAAUGUGUCCGAGCUUCAAUAGUUACUCCAGCGGAGCAACGGCAGAUGCCGCUAGAAGAGCCGGCGGCGAGUUCUCAAGCGGCUGUUCUUCAUUCGAUUUUGAUCUAUUGCCGUCGCUGAAGAAAGCAGAGGAUCAGGCAGAUGACGAUGAUUUUGAAUUCGUCUCGCUCCAGAAAUCUGGUGAUUCUGAUAUAUUUCGUGGCGGUUUGAUCGCUCCUGCGUUUCCGGUUUUCGAUUCCGAGCUUCUGUUUGAGGAACGUCAGGUUGAAAGAGCGGAAAUCGACGGUCGAGAUUCGGCAAUCGUGCAGCCGAUUCAAAUUCCUUUGGAGAAGCUUCUAAUUAGAGAUCGAGAUAACGAUCCGCUGUCUUCUUCGUCGUCUUCUUCGUCGUCGUCAUCGUCAGCGGACGAAUUGGAAGGAGUUCCGUCUGGAACGUACUGCGUUUGGAAACCUAAAUCCGUCGGAACGCCAAAUCUGGCGUGCAAGAAGAGCCGAUCCACUGGAUCAUCGUCGACAAAGCGUUGGGGAAUCCUAGACCUCUUACGGAGAAGCCACAGCAGCGGAAAUCGCACAUAUGUCUCCUUCACUUCGUCGACGAGUUUAUACUCAACUAAGAAGGCAAAAGAAAUCAAGUCAGAGACAAAAUCGGCGAAGCAAUUGAAGGAGAAGAUAUAUUACUCCAGCGAGGCGCGUAUCGGCAACAAAUCGAGAGGCCAGAGACCCGGCGGAGAUCACAAGAAGAAUAUCUCUGCACACGAAUCGUUCUACGUGAGGAAUCGUACAUUGAAAGAAGAAGGUAAGAGAAAAUCGUAUCUUCCUUACAAGUUACAAGCCGGAAUUGGUUGGUUGUUGGAUUAACGUCAUUGGAUAGGGCAGAGCCAGUUGGUUAUGGAGCAUUUAAUUUUUGCAAUUGCAAAAGCUCUGAUCAUGAGUGGUUCAUUCGCAUCACUGUACAUCAAAACGUUUAUGUUUACAGUUUAGAUAUGCAAAAAUGAAAAAUAAAGAUGAUUGAUGAACAAGUUUUUCCAGGCAUCUUUGAUCAUAUAAAAUGCUUAGUCUAUGAAUAUGUAUACAAAGAGAUCGUUAUUCAAUUAGGAUUUGGGAUUCCAUGAGAGAAUUUUGGUGGAA
Cucurbita pepo subsp. pepo (vegetable marrow) is the source of this 1228-nucleotide messenger RNA. RefSeq lists its product as uncharacterized. Lineage: Eukaryota; Viridiplantae; Streptophyta; Magnoliopsida; Cucurbitales; Cucurbitaceae. The record is from RefSeq and is a predicted model, not a curated record.